CGGCGCGGCGGGAUGGAGACGGGCGGGUGCCGCAUGGGCGGCGCGGGGCCCGGCGGGCCGGCCGCGAUCACGCUGGAGGAGCUGGACGCGCUGCCCGAGGAGAGCCCCGACUCGGCGUACCACAGCCACGGCAGCAGCCUGGAGGAGGAGGCGGCCGAGCGCAUGGACGACGAGGAGCAGGAGCGGCUGCUGAGCUACUGGCAGAGCGUGGGCCGGGGGCACCAGGUGGAUGUGCCCCGCGACAUGGCAGAGCCCAUCCAGCAGCUGACCAGGAAUAACAACCCCCAGGAGAGGCAGAGCAUCCCCUUCACCCUGAUCCAGCGCAAGGAGAAGCUGGGAGACCUGCUCUAUGAGAAAAGGCAGUAUGGCAAAGCCAAGUGGGCUUGUAUCAAGAUGAAAGAGAAGCAGUAUGAGCAGAGCAUCUGCCUCGGGUUCAUGAAGCUCAUGAGGUACAUCUGUGAGCAGAACUCCUCAGGGCUGUACCUGGGGAUCACCGUGCCCAUCGUGACCAUCGUGCACACCAACGAGGCACAGUCUGCCAUGACACAGGCCGUGACUGUGGCCUAUUACCUGCCCGAGGUGCUGCAGGAGCAGCCCCCACACCCCUUCGACUCGGACAUCAUCAUCGAGGAGUGGCCUGCCACCAUUGUCUACAGCAGGAGCUUCAGAGGCAUCACCAACGAGGACUCCAUCAUGAGGGAGAUCAACCUGCUGGCAGCCAUCCUGGAGAGCCCCGAGCUGUGCCUGCGGGACACGUUCAUCAUCGCGGGCUACACCAACCCCGCGGCCGCCAACCGCCACAACGAGAUCUGGUUCCUGCAGCGGCCCUGAGCUGCUGCUGCUGCUGGGCCCGGAGCUCCUCUGCCACAGGUGAACACAGACAGUGCCCUCCCUCCCAGGGCAGCCCCGGGCUCCAGCUGGGCUAGGAGCAGCCAGCCCAGCCCAGCCCAGCCCAGCCCACCCACACAGCCCUACGGCAACCCUGCCCCUAAUGGGGGGUUUAGCACUCGCAAUGUUAGCUCACCGUACCGAUUUCUGGGCCAGGUAAGGGAGGCAGAGAUCUCUUCUCUCACACACUUGCUGGCAUCCCCAGCCUGCCUGUGGCUCAGGAUGGUCCCUGGGGACAUCCUGGAGCCCUGGCCUGCUCUGGUGCUGCACAGAGACCCUGCUGGGGCUUGCAGGGUGACACCAAACCCACCUCACCCAGGCACAGAAAGAAUGUCCAGGUUCCAGUUCCUGAGGAGAGUGACCAGACUUAGCCCAGUGUGUUAGAGCAAGGAGGAAGAACAGCCAAUGCUGAGAGCUGUGGCACACAAUCCCCAGUGCUUACCUCAGAAAGCUCCCAACCAAAGCACCCAAGUCUGCAGGGAGACCAAAAUAAUCACCCCAGUCCCACUGCUCACCCCAGUGCUGACAGCAAAAUUCCAGGUUCCCCUCAUCACACUCCCCAGGCAUCCCAUGACUGGCUCUGGCACUCCUAAGGAGACACUGGUCACUUUGAACUGCAGGUUUCUGAACAGUUUAUUCUCCCAGCUUUGCUGGGGGUUAAAGCACUGCAGCUGGAGUGAAUUGUUCAGUACUCCUGGCACUGCUCUGCCAGUCCCACACUGCUAAUGGCACAAAUGGCACCAAUCCACAGAGAACAGCCCAGCUGGGAGUGCCCUUGGGCAGAGCACUCUGCUGAGAGCAGGGCCAGGCAGCACCCCAGGAUGGGGAGCCACAGCCCCCCAGCCCUGCCCAGCACCUGACCACCCUCACUGUGACAGUUUUUUCUUCCUGGAAUCAAUUUGCUGUUUGUUUUGCCCUUCAGCCCUGUGCUAAGCCCUGAGCUGCCAGCCUGGCUGGCUGCAGAGGCUGAGCUCCCCCAUUGCAGAGCCCCUGAGGGUCUGGGAGCAGCAUUCCCCCUGCUCCACACAGCCCAAGAGCACCUACUGCACUUUAGAGUCAGGGCAGCAAAGGAUUUUGCUCUCCAAAAUCCCUCCCUAAUGUGUCCCCUUACUGACAAGAUGGUAGAGUUUAUUCUUCAUAGAAGUAAAUGUCUUUUUAUAGAAAAUUCACUGAAUACAUCACCAGCAUUAUUUAUUGGUUACAGGAUUUAGGGUCCCAACAGAGCUUCUGUGCUCUUUAAUUCCAACACAGUCCAACAAGCAGAGCCAGGGGCUGCUAACUCACAGCAGGGUGAAAAAACGGCUCCAAAAAUGGAUUUGUGGACUUCUGAAAGAACCCACAGGGCUCUGUGCUCAACCCAAAACCUCUCCCUGAGCAGCAGGAUCAGAGUGGCCCUGGCUGAAGAAGAACCAAGGUGCCCUCUGGUGCCUGCUGGGCAUGGAGAUUCCUUGGGAAGCAGCAAGGAGAGGGAGAGUAGAAAACAGAAAAUAAAAGAGACAUGAAAGCCUUAGUUUUAACAAAAACAAAUAGUCUUUAAGGAGAGGGGAAAAAUACCCAAGCCAACUAAAAUACAAAGCAGUCUCACAGCCUGAGAGAAAGAAAAUUAAAAAUGCCAGCCAGUAUUAAACCAAAAGCUCUUAAAUAAAGGAAAAUGGUAAAUAUAUUUUUAAAACUGAGUUGAAUAGAAGGCCCAGGGGGGCAUUAAACAAAAGGUUUUGUUCUCAUAUCCUCCCCCAAUAAAAGUAAUUUUCACCUUUGACAAGAUUUGAUGGCAAAUCAAAGAAGCUUCUGCCAUCUGAUUGCUUUUGCCAGUUAGAGGAGCUCUCAUGAUGCUUUGGCACAACAGAUGUUGGCUUGCCCUGGAAGCAGUGAAAUCCUCUCACCACACAGCACCAGUUUGUAAAUAAUUGACACUUUAAACUUCUCCUGCAAGAGCAUCUGCUGUGUCUGAUGUCCCUGUCCAUAGGCAUCCCCUGCUGUGGGUGAUGUUCUAGAAACAUCCCUGAACCCUGAGCAGAUCUGAGUGUGCUGAUACCCCCCCUGCAGCCCAGCACUCCCUGCUGCUUCUGCCUAACUGUGAAUUCCAAGAUAGUAUUUAUUUAUUUUGACUUCUGUUAGAUGGCUUCUGCUGCUGAGGAAAAAAAUACAAAAAAAAACCAAACCUAUUUCAGCUCCAGUUUGGAGAUACACUUUAUGGCUUGGUACCAACAGCUGUCACUGGCCCUCAUGAGCACAGGGACCAACAGCUCCAGUGUUUAGCUGACACAAAACACAGUUUAUUUAGUUGUUACACCAGUGAUUGCCAAGCAAACAUCCCUGUUACUCAGAUCUGACAACACCAUGUCAGGCAUGAUUGCCUAGAACAGGUAUUUUGUUAUCCAUCCAUGGCUCUGCUCUGGGGGCCACUCAUGAAUUUUCAGUUUUAAUGUGAAGUUAUCAGCUUUCCACUCAUGAAAGGAGAUAAUAAAUCAGCAUUCACCCCAAUUUUUGGAAGAAUAAAUGAUGUAGCCUUAACAGAUAAGUGUAUCCUGCAUACUGUGUAUUUUCCAAACCAGAGUUAGUGCCUAAAAAGUUGAUUCCAGCUAUUGUGAUACUCAGGGCCUUGCUUACUGUAUGUAAAGAUCUCCAGUUUAAAGAGUUGCUCUGGCAUUGUUGUGCUGUGCUGUCUGACAUGUCCUUCACACUGAAAUGUUGUCUUGUUUACUGUUUGUCCCAAUUAAAGAGAAUGGUUUUAUUGUGCACAGG
Messenger RNA from Oenanthe melanoleuca, 3633 nucleotides. Its product is annotated as heme-binding protein 2-like. The transcript is spliced from 5 exons. NCBI's taxonomy places the organism in Eukaryota, Metazoa, Chordata, Aves, Passeriformes, Muscicapidae. Bases 13 to 831 code for a protein of 272 amino acids. The record is from RefSeq and is a predicted model, not a curated record.